CUCGGGCCCCGGCCCCGCGCCGCGCGCUCUUCACUUCUUGGGGGCUUUUUAAAACAGCGCCACUGGGGUCUUCUCCAUGCGGCUCGGGCUAUGACAGCCUCCGUGCUCCUCCACCCCCGCUGGAUCGAGCCCACCGUCAUGUUUCUCUACGACAACGGCGGUGGCUUGGUGGCCGACGAACUCAACAAGAACAUGGAAGGGGCGGCGGCGGCGGCGGCGGCGGCGGCAGCGGCGGCGGCGGCCGGGGCCGGGGGCGGGGGCUUCCCCCACCCGGCCGCCGCGGCCGCGGGGGGCAACUUCUCGGUGGCGGCGGCGGCCGCAGCGGCCGCCGCGGCCGCAGCCAACCAGUGCCGCAACCUGAUGGCGCAUCCGGCGCCCCUGGCGCCCGGCGCCGCCGCUGCCUACAACAGCGCGCCCGGGGAGGCGCCCCCGUCGGCCGCCGCUGCCGCCGCCGCCGCCGCCGCCGCCGCCGCCGCGGCCGCGGCUGCGUCGUCCUCUGGAGGGCCCGGCCCGGCGGGCCCGGCGGGCGCCGAGGCCGCCAAGCAGUGCAGUCCCUGCUCGGCGGCGGCGCAGAGCUCGUCGGGGCCCGCGGCGCUGCCCUACGGCUAUUUCGGCAGCGGCUACUACCCGUGUGCCCGCAUGGGCCCGCACCCCAACGCCAUCAAGUCGUGCGCGCAGCCAGCCUCGGCCGCCGCGGCUGCCGCCGCCUUCGCGGACAAGUACAUGGAUACGGCCGGCCCGGCGGCCGAGGAGUUCAGCUCCCGCGCCAAGGAGUUCGCCUUCUACCACCAGGGCUACGCGCCCGGGCCUUACCACCACCAUCAGCCCGUGCCUGGCUACCUGGAUAUGCCGGUGGUGCCCGGCCUCGGGGGCCCCGGCGAGUCGCGCCACGAGCCCCUGGGUCUCCCCAUGGAAAGCUACCAGCCCUGGGCGCUGCCCAACGGCUGGAACGGCCAAAUGUACUGCCCCAAAGAGCAGGCGCAGCCUCCCCACCUCUGGAAGUCCACUCUGCCCGACGUGGUUUCUCAUCCCUCAGACGCCAGCUCCUACAGGCGAGGGAGAAAGAAGCGGGUCCCUUACACCAAGGUGCAAUUAAAAGAACUCGAACGGGAAUAUGCUACAAACAAAUUCAUUACCAAGGACAAACGGAGGAGGAUAUCAGCCACGACAAAUCUCUCCGAGCGGCAGGUUACAAUCUGGUUCCAGAACAGGAGGGUCAAAGAGAAAAAAGUCAUCAACAAACUGAAGACCACUAGUUAAUGGAUUAAAAGUGGAGCGAGAGAGCAACUUGAAGAAAUGCUUCAGAACUCGUUGCUUUGCCCAGAUAGAAUGAACAUAAUGCUUAAUAAUAAUAACUGAAGAAUGGGAAAGAGAAAGAGAAAGACACUGGCAUUUUGCUUUCCUAAGGGAGAUCUCUUUCUCCUUGGUGGAAUCUACAACUCUUUUAAAACUUUAAGAAAAGGUAAAGACUUCCAGUUCUCCCGCCAACCCCACCAGACCGUUAAAUGACAAACUCUAGAGUUGAACGUCAACCCCCAAAUAUGCAAUUUCAGAUAAGUUACGCAUUUACUGAAAUCUUGUAAGUAUUUAUGUGACCAUACUAUUUCAGGAUACUGUGUUAUAUGGUAAUAAUCCAAAACUUGGUUACAAAAGUAAGAGGCUGUUGUAAACAUCUGCUUGUCUUUGGGUCGCCAUUGACAUCUCCUUUGCAUGUUAAGUGACUGCUCAGGUAAAUCUCGGUGAAAUGCCUACCAUUGUUGUAUAUUCUGCAAAACAUGUAUAGAUUGAGAAGGGGAGAGAGGAGAAGGUACUGAAAUAAUGAUCUUGGGCUAUUUACAAUGAAGGAAGAAAGGGAGAGAGAGCUUUUCUGAGGAUCAUUUGUCUUGGUAGUAAAUACAACCAGCUGAGCCUUUGAGGCUACAAGGGAACCCCAGGUUGGGAACGUCUUUCUGACAAUAAUUUUAAAUUGCUCAUAACAAGCAUAUUUUGUGGCAUUUGGAUUAUAUGCUCUGCCUGAUACCAUUUACUUUCCAAAGGAUUUGAUAACUUUUCAAAAAAAAAUAUUUCAAGCAUCAGAUGUUUCAUAGAAUUCACUUUGUCAGCUAUCCUGAGAGGUCCAUCGGGACAUGGUGGACUUUGGAUUGAACAGAGUUCAUGUUUCAUUUAAACUGGUAUUUCCCCCAGAAUUUACUAAACAUUUGCUGGAGAAUAAUUUUGCUUUUUUAUUUUUUUAGAAAACUCAGAACGGAAAUCCAUUCCCCUGAAACAUUUAGAUGUUUACAAUUCUAUACUUUGAUCUAUUAAGGGAUUAGUAUUUUUUCCUUGUUUAUUGUGUUAUAAGACUGCAUUAGGAAGUUUAAGGAUUCAUCUUUACAGCACAUUUUUAAUCAAGCAGUUAUUUCCACCAGCACAUUCAUUUUGUUCACAUUCACUAUAAAAUGCUAUCUUGUAAAUAAAGACAUUCAGCACACUGUGAAAAUGUAUUUGUGCACCUGCUUUUCAAACAUUUCUACUAAAAAUAAGAAUUAAAAAACCUUAGACCUGUAGAUAAUGAUAUAGUGGUAUUAAUUAUGGUAAUAAAAUAGUCACUGCCAUUAAAAUCUAAAGGAAAUACUCGUUAUUUUCCUAUACUAAAUGUGCACUGCACAGAAAGAAAAAAUGGAGCGGGUUUGUCCUAUACAAACCAAGGACCAUUCUUUUCUAUUAUUAAUUCAGUCUUUUUUUUUUUUCACUACAAAUUUUUUAAGCAAAAGGAGAACUCCCUCAUAACUAAAAUCCUGAAAAUUUAGAUAAGUGCUUCAAGAAAGCUAAAGCAUUAGACAUUCUGAGAAGGAGAAAAAAGAAAGGAGGAAGAGAUAGUAUAAAUUCCCAGGCUCACUGUGGAAAAUGAAAACCAGUUGUUUAGUAUCAGUGAUGCCCAGGCUAUAUCGUAUUUUCAAAUAUGCUGUUGGGUCUGCAUGUGUCUGAAAGGGCAGGUUUUGAUAUUUGUUGAAAUGACAGGACUAGGAAAGGCCUUAAACCUUGACCUUGACGAAAAAAGACAAUUUGUGACCUUGACUUUUGACAGCUCAUGAAUUGGCCUCGGCUGGAUUAGUAGAUCAAGGGCGCCACCUCGCGUUGACAAGCUUCCUUGUAAUUCUUCAGCUUCAAGGGAAUCAAAAGGUCUUACCUCCUUGACUCCUUGUUUUAGAGAUUUAGUACUCAUUUCUUUGGCCCCAGAUGGAACAAAUUUGAAUAUAUGUAAGUUAUACAUGUGCCUGUAUAUAUGUGAAUAUAUAUUAUUUGUGUGUAUACAUGUAUACAUUUGCAUAUCAGUGCUUGUGUGUGCUUGUAUAUAUAUAUAUAUAUAUAUAUAUGUAUUUGUAGAGUCUGUACAGAUCCAAUAUCACUAAUUACUGAUGACCCAAGAUGUUGUAACUUAAGGUGAUUUCUAGAGUUGAGGUACAAAAUGUACUUUACAUGAUGAAGUUUUGCUCCUUUUCUUUAAUGGCCAAGUUUGAUUUGUCUUCCCAGUGCCCGCUCUGCCUCAGAUUUCUGCAGAUCUGCUUCAAAGCUGUACGUUUUUGUUACAGUCUAAAAGGUGUUCUUAAAUAACCAUUCUUUCCUGGCCCUCACCCUCCAAGGUGGUCUACCGUCCUAAUUAGAGCUAUAGGGGAGUCUAUAUGGCAAAUAAAAAGUUUCAGAUGCCUCGCUAA
Molecule: messenger RNA, 3695 nt
Organism: Felis catus (domestic cat)
Lineage: Eukaryota; Metazoa; Chordata; Mammalia; Carnivora; Felidae
Gene: HOXA13
Product: homeobox A13
Exons: 2
Coding region: 91-1260 (389 amino acids)
Biological process (GO): regulation of transcription by RNA polymerase II
Molecular function (GO): DNA-binding transcription factor activity, RNA polymerase II-specific; RNA polymerase II cis-regulatory region sequence-specific DNA binding
Source: RefSeq, a predicted model, not a curated record